AUGGAACCAAAGUCAUUGUUGCCUUACUUAGAUGCCGCCGAUGACAAUGGCGGCACAAUCAAUAAGAGCCCCAAGACGAGCGUCCUUGUCCCUGCGCAGGCUGCUGUGUCGACAACGAAGACGAACACGGAGAUACCCUCGUCGGCCACGGAGGCUAUCAAGGAGACCACCACCACGCCUCCGGCCUUGGAUGUAGUCGUGCAGACCAAAAUGGUGCCACGUCGUAAGACACCUGAUGGAUGGAACAAAGCAAUCCUGAAGACUGGCCAUGAGGUGAUGGGCUUACCUGCUUUCGUCGGAUGCCGUCGUUCUACUUGUGGAUGCAAAGAAUUGGUCAUGGCUCCUUGGGACGUGAAACAUCUACGUCACUUCUACUGUCAACUCUUUCGUUCGGUUGAUAGGAACGCGGAAGCCGAGAAGCUGUGCAACCAGUACUUGGGUUGUUGUCUUGACGUGCAAUACCCCUUCGAAAACAAUCCAGGACGUGGAAAGUGGACUUUUCAAGUCCCCUUAUUCCUUACUCAGCACCACGGUGUUGCCGAAGAUCAUUGCCUCAUGUACCAGAUGUGUCCUCAAAGCUUCUGCGAACUGUUUGGUCUUCAUAACAGCAAGCUGCAAAGGUUGAAGAAGAAGCUUCAACACAUCCUUGACAGUUAUGUCGAAGGGAAACCAGAAGGCUCGCAACUGUGGGAUCAGCUCACCUUCAAGACAAGACAACACGUGAAUGUUGAGACGAACGAAGUCAUAAGUCAGGAAGUCAUAGCUUACGGCAUUUCUUACUGCUGCUUCGACCCGGAGUGGUUCAACACCCAUGAACAGCGCCAUUCUUGCCCUUCACGAAAUCCGGAAGGUCAUGCUGUUGUAUUGCCUGCAUGGGUGAUGGAAGAGACGUCGAGGACUGUGCAAGAGGUAAGUACAAUUGUGUUAGCUGUUUGUCGCGACGUGUUCUGGGCUUAUCACCUCCUACUGAAUUCGAAGAUUUGA
Messenger RNA from Seminavis robusta, 984 nucleotides. The record is from the annotation of a GenBank genome assembly. Lineage: Eukaryota; Bacillariophyta; Bacillariophyceae; Naviculales; Naviculaceae.